AUGGUUCCAUCAAACGAAGCCGAGAAAUUAACAUGGCCAAAAUCAGGAUUUGAUAGCGAUUGCAACGAAAUCAACACUUUAGAUAUUGAUUCAUUUUUAUAUAAUGAUGAUGAUAUUGAAGAAAUGGUUGAAGCAAAACAAAUAUCAAGAUUAUAUUGUGCAAAAUGUGGAUCGAGAGAAGUUGUUCCACUCAAUUUUAUCAGUCAUAGUUUAAGCAAAGAACAAAUUGAAUUUAUGUUCACAAAACUUCAACCAGACAAUGUUAAUCGAAUUGUUGAUCUUGGAAGUCGAAUUGGAGCUGUGGUAUACGGUAGUUCGAUAUUUUCAAAUGGACAAAAUAAAACAAUUGGAAUUGAGAUGAAUAAAGAAUUGAAUGAAAUAACGAGAAAAACUGUUGAAAAAUUUGGAUUGAAAAAUGUGGAGAUUAUUGAAAACGACUUGAGAAAUGAGGCAAAUGUUUUGAAAAAUGCGGAACUUGUUGUGAUGAAUAAUGUUUUCUCAUUUUUCCUCUCAAAAGCUGAUCAAGAAAAUUGUUGGGAAUUUAUAAAGGAGAACUUGCAAGAGGGAACUAUUUUGUUGCAUCAUCCGGAAAUUGAAAAAGCUACCGAUUAUUUGGAUUUGAGUUUUAAGAUUGAAGAUUGGUUGGAGGAGGUGAGUAAAAUAUAUUUAUUUUUUAUUUUAAUCCAAUUAAAUUUUCAGAUUGAUACAAGUGUUGAUUGUAUUGAAUUCGCUGGGCAAGAUGUUGAAAAAUAUGAGGAUAUUUCGACAAUCAAAAAAUAUAUUGUCAAAAAAAUCGCUUUAGAUUGCUAA
This is a messenger RNA of Caenorhabditis angaria, 810 nucleotides long. Lineage: Eukaryota; Metazoa; Nematoda; Chromadorea; Rhabditida; Rhabditidae. The record is from the annotation of a GenBank genome assembly.